Messenger RNA from Neltuma alba, 1308 nucleotides. Its product is annotated as plasmodesmata-located protein 6. Gene Ontology annotation, biological process: defense response to bacterium. The record is from RefSeq and is a predicted model, not a curated record. Lineage: Eukaryota; Viridiplantae; Streptophyta; Magnoliopsida; Fabales; Fabaceae. Bases 1 to 1308 code for a protein of 435 amino acids. Gene Ontology annotation, cellular component: plasmodesma. The transcript is spliced from 6 exons.
AUGUCAAUGCUCUCUUCUCACUUUUCUUCUCGUCUUCUUCUUCUUCUUCUUCUUCCUCUUCUUCUACUCAUAUCCUUCGCAACCCCAACGUCUUCCUCCUCCUCCACCCAGGCUUUCAUCUAUAGCAAUUGCUCUCAGGCUAAGUUCAUGCCAGGCUCUGCCUAUGGGUCCACCGUCAGCUCCCUUCUCACUUCCAUCGUCAACGGCGCCAUGAUCUCCUCCUACAACAACCUCACCGUCCCUUCCUCCUCCGCACAAAACACCCCCAUCUACGGCCUUUUCCAGUGUCGCGGCGACCUUGCCGCUGCCGAAUGCUCCCGCUGUGUUGCCCAGGCUGUCUCCCAGCUUGGCACCAUCUGCCCCGACUCCACAGGCGGCGCCUUGCAGCUCGACGGUUGUUUGGUUAUGUAUGAUGAUUCCGAGUUCUUCGGCGUCGAGGACAAGACUUUGGUCGUUAAGAAAUGCGGGCCUUCCACUACUUUUACUUCGAAUGGGUUGACUCGAAGAGAUGCUGUGCUGUCGUAUUUGGAGACGUCGGAUGGGGUGUACAAGGCGUUUAGAACGACUAGCUUGGGGAAUUUGCAGGGUAUAGCGCAGUGCGUAGGGGAUUUGAGUGCAACCGAUUGCCAAGAUUGCCUCUCAAAUGCGAUCGGACGGCUAAGAGAAGAGUGUGGAGCCGCUCAGUGGGGUCGGGUAGGCUUGGCCAAGUGCUACGCGUGCUUCUCUGAAGGUGGAGAUUACUCGCCCGAUGAAAACGGUGAGCGUAAAAACAAGAACGGCGAUAAAUUUCAGAAGACACAGGCAAUAAUAGUUGGCGUCAUAGCAGUGGUGGUUCUGCUCAUCAUAUUCAUUUCAUUCUUUACCAAGUCGGGCGAAAGCAAAACGGUGGUAAAUAAAGAACAAAUUCAUGUGGAAAAUAAAGAAGAAAUUCAUGUGGAAAACAAGUAUAUUCUCGUUUUCAUGCAGCAGUAUCAGAUUCAAUUUCUGAGCCCCACCAAAACUUUCUGCAAAAGCACGCUUACUUCUUCGACAGGAACCAAGACGGCGUCUUCUACUCCUGGGAGACUUUCCGAGGGCUUCGUGCAAUUGCUUGCGGCAUCUUCUUGUCUUCUGCAUUUUCACUUUUCCUCCAUUUGGCUCUCAGUCAGAAAACUCGCCCCGGUUGGUAGCUAUGUAGAGUGGACACUUCUGCAUUAUCUGUGCAAAGACAGGAAUGGUUUGCUACGCAAAGAAACAGUGAUAGUUGUUUAUGAUGGUACCUUGUUUCAUCAAAUGAAAAAGGACCACUCUUCCAACACUACCCUCUAA